Molecule: messenger RNA, 2429 nt
Organism: Cladophialophora immunda
Lineage: Eukaryota; Fungi; Ascomycota; Eurotiomycetes; Chaetothyriales; Herpotrichiellaceae
Product: 2,3-bisphosphoglycerate-independent phosphoglycerate mutase, variant
Exons: 2
Coding region: 230-1792 (520 amino acids)
Biological process (GO): glucose catabolic process
Cellular component (GO): cytoplasm
Molecular function (GO): manganese ion binding
Source: RefSeq, a predicted model, not a curated record
GCCGUCAUUGUCCAAUCAGCCUCCCCAAUGCAAUUCAUUCCCAGGUCAACCAAAUUUAUCCUCGUACCUAUUUUUCACCCCUAGUACAUGGUGUCAAUUGUGUUGAAACAGUUGCGAACGUCCUGAGCCACGGUCGACCGUAUUUUCGCACCAUUUCUAUCGCUGAGCCUGCAGUUUCUCCCCCCCCCUCUUCAAGUCCAAUCCACGAGCUCCUAGAGCUUCCACCGCCAUGACGAAGGUCGAGCACAAGGCUGUUUUGAUUGUCAUCGAUGGAUGGGGGAUCCCGUCCGAGAGCUCUCCUCCAGAAGGCGACGCAAUUGCUGCCGCCGAGACCCCCGUCAUGGACGAGUUCGCCAGAGAUUGCUCCAAAACUGCUCAAGGCUACACCGAGCUCGAGGCUUCCUCCCUCGCUGUUGGGCUCCCGGAAGGCUUGAUGGGAAACUCUGAAGUUGGCCAUCUCAAUAUUGGCGCAGGCAGAGUCGUCUGGCAAGAUGUUGUGAGGAUUGAUCAGACCAUCAAGAAGGGCGAGAUGAACAAGAUUUCCAACAUCACAAAAUGCUUCCAGCGAGCGGUCGAUGGCAAUGGCCGACUCCAUUUUCUCGGCCUCAUCAGCGACGGAGGCGUGCACAGUCACAUCAACCACUUGUUCGCCCUCUUGCAAGUCGCCAAGGAGAUGAAGGUCCCGAAAGUCUUCAUCCACUUUUUUGGAGACGGCCGAGACACGGACCCCAAGAGUGCUGCGGGAUACAUGCAGCAGUUACUGGACAAGCUGGCAGAGCUGGGCAUCGGUGAGCUGGCUACGGUCGUGGGCCGUUACUACAUCAUGGAUCGAGACAAGAGGUGGGAUCGGGUGGAGAUCGGGAUGAAAGGUAUUGUGCUCGGCGAAGGAGAAGAGUCAUCCGAUCCCGUCGCCACGAUCAAGUCGCGAUACGAGAAAGGGGAGAACGAUGAGUUCCUCAAGCCCAUCAUCGUCGGCGGAGACGAGAGGAGGAUCAAAGACAACGACACCCUGUUCUUCUUCAACUACCGGUCCGACCGGGUCCGAGAAAUCACUCAGCUUUUGGGCGACUAUGAUCGAUCUCCCAAACCAGACUUCCCUUAUCCCAAGGGGAUUGCAAUCACCACCAUGACGCAGUACAAGACCGACUAUACCUUCCCAAUUGCUUUCCCACCCCAGCACAUGGGCAAUGUUCUGGCCGAGUGGCUGAGUAAGAAAGGCCUGAAACAAUGCCACGUCGCCGAGACGGAGAAGUAUGCCCAUGUGACCUUUUUCUUCAACGGAGGGGUGGAGAAACAAUUCGAUGGCGAAGAGCGAGAGUUGAUCCCCAGUCCCAAAGUUGCAACCUAUGAUCUCGACCCCCCGAUGAGCGCUCAAAAGGUGGCAGACAAGCUCAGUGAAAGGAUAUCGGAUCAAAAGUACGAUUUCUUGAUGAACAAUUUCGCGCCCCCCGACAUGGUCGGCCACACCGGUGUUUACGAAGCAGCAAUCAAGGGAGUCGCCGCCACAGAUGCCGCCAUCGGCACAGUGUACGAGACCUGCAAGAAGGAAGGCUAUAUCCUUUUUGUGACAGCCGAUCAUGGCAACGCCGAAGAAAUGCUGAACGAAGAAGGCAAGCCCAAGACCUCGCAUACGACUAACAAGGUUCCCUUUGUCAUGGCCAAUGCGCCUGAAGGAUGGAGCUUGAAGAAGCAAGACGGUGUUCUUGGAGAUGUCGCGCCGACGGUUUUAGCAGCGAUGGGAGUCGACCAGCCCGAAGAAAUGAGUGGGACGAGUUUGUUGGUCAAGAAGUAAGUGGACCUAUGCUUGGAAAAGAUGAUCCUUGGACAAUAUCUUUAUCGCGACACAGAAGGACGGACUUUGCUGUCGUCGCCGUUCCCUCGCUGUUAUUGUUAUUGUUGCUGCGAGCAUUGUAGCACUAGAAAGGCAUGAUGAGCUGAUGAGACAUGAAACCCCAUAGACGAAAGGCAGAAAAUCCAGAUGCGGGAGAAUAGAAUCUUCGAUUUCUGAGAAGUUUGAAGGAAGAUCAGGUUCGUCGAGCACAGCAGUCGGGGGAUUGCCACCCUUUGGGGCCUGUCGUCGUGCACGGCCCCUUUGGAGCAACACCCACCAACCCGCCCUGUAUUUCUAUCCAGCGGUUAACUGUUGUCGCCGUGUCUCUCUCCAGAGUGUGACACAGAAAUACUGUACGGUGUAGAAGGACCUACAAAAGGAUAUCUUACAAAAGAGGAGGGUUGCACUUACUCGGCAGCAAAUAUGAUGUAGAUAGGUAUGUUAGAUAGAGAUCAGAAUGUAGCCAGCAGCAUAUCGACAGGGUAGAGGGCUGUAUACGAAGGACUAUAAGCACCUAAGGGACCUAGAAAGCACUCCUUAUAUGCGGUACCCAGAGAGUUAUUAUGGGUGGGAUAGGCCGCCAAUGCCCGCCAUCGGC